Aureococcus anophagefferens is the source of this 1915-nucleotide messenger RNA. RefSeq lists its product as hypothetical. The annotation marks the transcript as partial. The record is from RefSeq and is a predicted model, not a curated record. The transcript is spliced from 3 exons. Lineage: Eukaryota; Pelagophyceae; Pelagomonadales; Pelagomonadaceae.
GUCCGUCCGGCACGUCGUGCGCAAGUCGCUCGACGCGCGGCACCGGCUGCCGGAGCCGCGGUGGGUGUACGUCGUCGACGCCGAAGUCGACGGCGACCUCGCGGAGAGCUCGGGCCGCUGCGAGGCCCUGCUGCGCCCGGCGAGUAGCGCGCCGCCCGCCGUCGCGAGCCUCGCGAAGAAGCGCCGCGCCGUCGUCGUGGGCUGCGGCCCCGCGGGCUUGUUCGCGGCGUUGCAGCUCCGCGGCGACGGCUUCGACGUGACGGUCCUGGAGCGGGGCGAGCCCGUCGAGGUGCGCGGCCGCGACAUCGGGCGGCUCAUGGCGCGGCGGAGCCUGGUGGAGGAGAGCAACUUCUGCUUCGGCGAGGGCGGCGCGGGCACGUGGUCCGACGGGAAACUGACGACGAGAAUCGGCAGGAACGCCAAAGACGUCCGCGCGGUCUUGCGGACGCUGGUCUUCCACGGCGCGCCGCGGGAGAUCCUGAGCCAGGGGUCGCCCCACCUCGGCACCGACGGCUUGAUCGGCAUCCUCAAGUCGCUGCGGAAGCGCCUGCUCGAGGCCGGCGUCGACGACGGCGACCGCUGCGUCGGCGUCUCCGUCGUCGAGGGCGGGAAGAGCUUACAAUUUGACGCCGACGCCGUCGUCGUGGCCAGCGGCCACAGCGCCGAGGACGUCUACGACGCGCUGGGCGAGGCCGGCGCGGCUCUCGAAGCGAAGCCCAUCGCCGUCGGGUUCCGCGUGGAGCACCCGCAGGCGCUCAUCAACCGCAUCGCCUACAAGGACCUCGGCGGCCGCGUGACCACGGGCAACAAGCGCACGGACCGCCUGAACGCGGAGACCUGCGGCGCGGCCGAGGGGCCCCGACUUCCCGUCGCGGCCUACCGGUUGGCGGCCGACGACGUCGAGGGGAAAGGCCGCGGCUGCUAUUCCUUCUGCAUGUGCCCGGGCGGGCAGAUCGUGCCCGCGCUCACGCGGCCGGACCUCAUGGUCGUCAACGGCAUGUCCUACAGCCGGCGGCACUCGGUGUUCGCGAAUUCGGCCAUCGUCGCGACGGUGUCCGCGGACGACCCCGUGCUCGAGCCGUUCGCGAAGCACGGCGCGCGGCGCGUCCUCGAGUUCCAGCGGUCCCUCGAGCGGGCGGCGGCGGCGCUCGGCGGCGGCGACUUCGUGUGCCCCGUGCAGCGGCUGCCGGACUUCGUCGACGGGCGGACUCCGAAGGCGGGCCGCGGCUGCUAUUCCUUCUGCAUGUGCCCGGGCGGGCAGAUCGUGCCCGCGCUCACGCGGCCGGACCUCAUGGUCGUCAACGGCAUGUCCUACAGCCGGCGGCACUCGGUGUUCGCGAAUUCGGCCAUCGUCGCGACGGUGUCCGCGGACGACCCCGUGCUCGAGCCGUUCGCGAAGCACGGCGCGCGGCGCGUCCUCGAGUUCCAGCGGUCCCUCGAGCGGGCGGCGGCGGCGCUCGGCGGCGGCGACUUCGUGUGCCCCGUGCAGCGGCUGCCGGACUUCGUCGACGGGCGGACUCCGAAGGCGGGUUCACAACCGCCGGCGUCGUCGUACCGCCUCGGCGUCAAGGAGGCGCCCUGCCACGACCUGCUGCCGCCGGCGCUCGUCGAGACCAUCGCCGCCGCGGCGACGGACGCCUUCGAGCGGUCCAUGCCCGGCUUCGUCUGCGGCGACGCGAUCCUCCACGGCGUCGAGACGCGGACGUCCGCGCCGCUGCGCGUGCCGCGCGACGACGACUCGAAGGAGUCGACGUCCCUCCCGGGGCUGUACCCCUGCGGCGAGGGCGCGGGCUACGCCGGCGGCAUCGUGUCCGCCGCCGUCGACGGCCUCCGCGUGGCGCGCGCCGCGGCGGCGACGCACGGCGCCCCGGCGACGGACAUCUGCGAGAACAUCGGGGUCCUCGACGUGUCCUAA